UUAUUGACGUUUAAUAAAAUCUCUAAAAAAGAUCUUGUUUAAAUACAAUGAUCCAAGUACUUAUUAAACAUUAUUAAAGAAUGUGUCAUAAAAGGAACUAUAUCCAAUAAAUACGCAUCCGAUUUAAUUUAUAGGUAGUUUUGUGGAAUGUACUUGUUAUUCACGUCUUUGAUUUAUGCGAGAGUCCAUCGAGGGUUCGGAAAUUAAUUCAAAAUUUCAUUGAUAACAGAGUUAUCAACAAUGGAUCUAGAUGAGAACUCACUUGAUAGCGAAUCGCUGCAAAGAGUCUCUGCUAGUGAAGAAGUGGAUGACGAGCAGACAACCUCAGAAGAUGAGCAAGACUUUGACAUCUCUUUAGCUGCCUCGCAUUCCUACAUGGGCGGAGGGCUCAGCUCGGUGCGAGGGCGCGUGGUCCUGGAGGCGGGCUGGGAGGGCCGCGUGCCGGUGGUGGCGCACCACGGCGCCGUGUUCCCGGGAGAGACCGUGCCCAUGCUCGUGUCCAACGCGCACGACGCCGCCAUCGUACAGAAAAUCAAGGACGACAAACUCUUCGGCUUGCUGUGCCCCGACGGCGACAACGGCGCGGCGGUGUCGGGGUACGGCGCGCUGUGCGAGGUGUACGAGGCGGCGCUGGGCGGGGCCGCCGAGCCCGCCGCGCUCAGCUUCAAGGCGCGCGCCACGCACCGCUUCCGCUUCUGCCACAUGCCCAAGUCCUCCGUGCCCAUACACCUCUACGCCAGACUGCGGCUGGCGGACGUGCGCGUGCUGCCCGACGUGUGCGGCCCCCCGCCGCUGCGCGCCCCCGGCCUGGACUCGCUCAGGUCGCGGCGGGGGCUGCGCUACGUGGACGCGGCGCUCACGGCGUGGCCCGCGUUCGUCUACGACAUGUUCGACUACGAGCGCAUGCGGAACAUCAUCAAGGCGUACUUCGACACGCUGAUGCUGGGUGAGGCCGCCGCCCCGAGAGCGCAGGGUGAGCGUGGACAGCGCCGACACUUUGUUUGUGAGCAGUUCUCCCGCGCCCAGAAGUGCGCGCUGUGCUGCGGGUCCUGCGGCGGGGAGGUGGCGCAGCGCGAGCACGUGUUCCCCAUGUCCAGCCACGGCGUGCACUCCAACUACACCAACCCGGGCGGGUACGUGCACGGCGUGGUGACGGUGACGCGCGCGCGCGCCGCGCCCGGCGGCCCGCCCUCCGCCGACUACUCGUGGUUCCCCGGCUACAGCUGGACCGUCGCGCUGUGCCGAGACUGCCGCGCGCACGUGGGCUGGAGGUUCGACGCCAUAAAGAGGAGCCUCCGCCCGCAGCAGUUCUACGGGCUCUGCAGGAACUACGUGCAGCCGCGACACCACGACCAGGACCUCGCCGACUACUGACCGCCCGGCCCGGCGACCAGCCCCGCCCCGGCCCGGCGCUGCCCCCGCACCGCAUGGGGCUCGGGCUCAAAAUCCUAUUUCAUGUAGUAAUUUGGGAAUACGAAAUCGCGAGGAGAAUCCGCGCGAGGUCGCCUCCCACACAAGGCAGUACUCCAACAGCCAGUGUUCUGAAGAGCCUGGUUUACUUAAACUCCACUACUUAAAGUGUUUAAUGCCUUUUGUUCCCUGAUUACUUAGUCAUGACGACAACGGACUUUUUUAAUACUGUAAAGUGACGGCGUGCACACGUGACCCGCCCGGCGCAGCGUGCUGUGCUGUGGCUGGGUGGGGCUGGGCCGCUUGUUGUUAUUAAGAAAACUUUUGUACAUACUGUAUCAAAUCUUGUAUUUAGUAUUUUAUAAAAAACCUGUACUGGAUUAAUCUUGUGUUACAGUAAAUUUUGUAAUUUUUGCGAU
Molecule: messenger RNA, 1829 nt
Organism: Bombyx mandarina (wild silkworm)
Lineage: Eukaryota; Metazoa; Arthropoda; Insecta; Lepidoptera; Bombycidae
Product: protein cereblon
Source: RefSeq, a predicted model, not a curated record